AUGGUCACGCGCUUGGCCGCGCGGUACGGGGAGAGCGUCGGCGAGCAUGCGGGCCGCCCGCACUUUGUGUUCCCGCCGGUGCACGUGCUGGCGGCGGAGGCCACGGAGGAGGCCCUGCGGGAGGACGGGUUUGGGUACCGCGCCAAGUUUGUGGUGGGCACGGCGGCCAUGCUGCACGACGACGCUGCGAAGGCGGGCCUGUCCGCGGAGGAGCUGUUGUGCUCGUACCGCGCGCUGCCGCGCAAGGAGGUGGCGCGGAGGCUGGUCAAGUACCCCGGCGUCGGCAGGAAGGUGGCCAGCUGCGCGGCGCUGUUCUCGCUCGACCAGCUCGGAGAGAUCCCGUGCGACACGCACAUUUGGCAGAUCGCAACGUCCAGGUAUAUGCCGGAGCUGAAGCAGAAGUCGCUCACGGAGAGGGUCUACGACCAGGUCGGCGAUUUUUUUAGAGCGCGGUUUGGCGAGGAGGACGCGGGGCUGGCGCAGACAAUGCUCUUUGUCGGGGAGCUUGCCGAGUUCAAGGGCUUGGCAGAGGCGCGAGACGGGAAACCGGCGGGGGGGAAGGGGAGAAAGCGUAAGGUGAAAAAGCGGAAGGCAAGAGUGGGCAAGGUGGAGAAGAAGAAGGAGAAGAUCAAGUGUGAGAAGAUGGAAACUUGUCUCGCAAAGGGAGAAGACUACGUCCUGCGAAAACCGAGCGCAAAGAGUGUUACUAAUGGACUCGCGUCUAAGAAGAGAGUGCGGGCCGCAAGCAAAGCUGAGAACGAGAUGGUUGUGGUGGAGGCAAAGAAGGAAGAGAAUACUUUUGUCGCGGUCAAUACAAGCGAGGAGGCAGCGGGUGCUUCAGUUACAACGGGUAAGCCUUACUCUGACGAGGCUCCCGCGAAACGACUGAAGGCGGAGAGUCUACCGAUUGAAACUUGUAGCGAUACGGUGUGAGUAGAGAGGUACUUGUAAAUACAACAGUUCUCAGGCGGUAGCAGUGUUGCCCAGAUUUA
Messenger RNA from Chondrus crispus (carragheen), 992 nucleotides. RefSeq lists its product as hypothetical. Gene Ontology annotation, cellular component: nucleus. The record is from RefSeq and is a predicted model, not a curated record. The coding region runs from base 1 to 933 and encodes 310 amino acids. Gene Ontology annotation, biological process: base-excision repair, AP site formation; base-excision repair. The transcript is spliced from 2 exons. Gene Ontology annotation, molecular function: 8-oxo-7,8-dihydroguanine DNA N-glycosylase activity. NCBI's taxonomy places the organism in Eukaryota, Rhodophyta, Florideophyceae, Gigartinales, Gigartinaceae.